Molecule: messenger RNA, 1891 nt
Organism: Salvia hispanica
Lineage: Eukaryota; Viridiplantae; Streptophyta; Magnoliopsida; Lamiales; Lamiaceae
Biological process (GO): activation of GTPase activity; intracellular protein transport
Molecular function (GO): GTPase activator activity
Source: RefSeq, a predicted model, not a curated record
CCAACUCUCUCUCUCUCUAAACACAAACACACACAGUCACACACACAAACACAGAGAGGGGAACACGCCGAACUAAAUGAGUGCGACGCAUUCACGAAGAACGUCCCGUCCGCAGUGAUCAGAGGAAACCUUUUUCUCCAAUCUUAAAAAACUAAUCCGACGCAAUUCAAUCCAUUUCUCACCAAAUCAUCACUGGAUCGCGAAUCGCUGACGAAUUCGGUUUCAUUAUGGUGAAGAAAGGGGUGCCUGACUGGCUCAACAGCUCCCUCUGGUCGACACCCAAUCCACCGCCGUCGCCGCCCCCCAACGACGCCGUGAAGCCCUCACCUGCCCCAGUGGUCCAGCCACCGCCUCCAGUGCCCCCACCGGAGCCUCCGGCUGCUUCUUCUGUUGCCAGUGCUGCGAAGACGGAAAUCAGGGAUCCGCUGAGUAGCACUUACUGUAGUAAUAGUAGUGUUUCUCACAGCGACGAAGAAAAUGGAAGCUCCUCGGCCAAUUCUACAGUGUCAGGUGGCGGAGCGGCUGUGGCACCUGCCCCGGCGCUUCCUGCUGCGGAAGUUAUCUCUAGGCAGACUCAGCUUCUACAAGAGCUGUCAAGGAAGGUUAUAAUUAUGGGAGAACUGAGGAGGUUAGCAUCAGAAGGCAUACCUGAUGGAGCUGGAAUUCGCUCAAUCGUGUGGAAGCUAUUGUUGGGGUAUCUACCUCCCGAUCGCUCUCUUUGGCCUUCAGAGUUGGCCAAGAAACGUUCUCAAUAUAAACAUUUCAAAGAGGAGUUAUUAAUCAGUCCUUCAGAUAUUACGAGGAGGCUGGAAAAAUCAAGUCAUGAGAAAAAUGAACCUGAUGGCAGCCCAGGUUUCCUCUCAAGAUCGGAAAUAACUCAUGGAGAGCAUCCCUUGAGUCUUGGACAAAGCAGCAUAUGGAAUCAAUUCUUUCAGGAUGCUGAAAUCUUGGAACAAAUUGACAGAGAUGUCAACCGUACUCAUCCGGGCAUAAACUUUUUCUCCGGGGACUCAGCUUUUGCUAAAUCCAACCAAGAGGCUUUAAGGAAUAUUUUAAUUGUAUUCGCAAAACUCAACCCUGGAAUAAGAUAUGUACAGGGGAUGAAUGAACUCUUAGCGCCUUUAUACUAUGUAUUCAAAAAUGAUCCCAAUGAGGAAUAUGCGGCUUCUGCUGAAGCAGAUACUUUCUUCUGUUUCGUGGAGUUGAUAGGCGGAUUCCGGGACAAUUUUGUUCAGAAGCUUGAUAAUAGUGUUGUGGGGAUUCGUUCCACCAUUACAAGAUUAUCACAGCUUUUGAAGGAGCAUGAUGAAGAACUAUGGCGGCAUCUUGAGAUGACAACAAAAGUCAAUCCCCAAUUUUAUGCCUUUCGGUGGAUAACCCUCCUUUUGACCCAAGAGUUCAAUUUUCCUGACAUUCUCUUAAUCUGGGACACGCUUCUGAGUGACCCUGAAGGUCCUCAGGAAACACUACUCCGAGUUUGUUGUGCAAUGCUGAUUAUUGUGCGUAAGCGCCUGCUUGCUGGUGACUUUACAUCUAAUCUAAAGUUGCUCCAAAACUACCCAUCAACAAACAUCAGCCAUCUCCUCUACGUUGCCAGCAAGCUUCGAGCUUGCCCGGCAGGCUGAAAUAGUUACCCUUUACAUUACUUGGCAUACUGAUCUGUGUGUCGUCAUGUUUCAGUUAUAGUACUCCAAUUGUUGUUAUUUUGUCUGAUAUUUAUUGUAAGAAAGUUUAGGUGUAAAUGUCAUUUGAUUUGACCGCAUGAAGAUUCUUUGUUUCUUUGUAUUAUCUUAUAUUUUGUAGCGCUACAGCAAGAAAGGAAAUGUUUGUGCAAGUUCUGGAUUUUGAUAGAUUUAAAAAGAAAGAUUUUGUUAGUAUCAUUCAACUCAAA